GUAGCGCCAAUCCAUCGUCGUCAAUCCUCACCCUGUGCACAAUACAAGACGCCUUCGUACGAUCGAGGCCCAAUCAUGUCCAAAAAAGUACUCUUCCUACUAGCAGACUACGGCCACGACCCAACAGAAACCGCAGUCCCGUACAAUACCUUUUCUACGGCCGGCUACACUAUCACAAUCGCGACACAACACGGCACCAUACCCGCCUGCGACACGCGUAUGCUAACCGGCUGGACGCAAACCUUCCUCGGCGCAGACAAAGACACGAUCGCGCAGUACAACGCCAUGGCGUCUGGCGCGGCAUGGCAGCACCCCCGCGCGUGGAUAGAUACAAAAUUCACGCUGGAGGAUUUUGAUCUCGUGUUCCUGCCAGGCGGCCACGACAAGGGGAUCCGCCAGCUGCUUGACUGCCCGCGCGCACAGGCGCUGCUGGUGUCAUACUUCCCACUGACGAAGCGGUCGGAGCGCGGCAGUGGCAGACCAAAAUUCUGCGCCGCGGUGUGCCAUGGCGUGCAGAUGCUGGCGCAUUCGCGGACCGGCGAAGGUUUGAGUGUAUUGCGGGAUGUGGAGACAACGUCGCUGCCUGACUUCUUUGAGGCGAGCGUGCAUCGCGCGACUAAGCUGUUCUUGGGCGACUAUUACAAGACGUAUGGCGCAGGGACGGAUAGUGUUGCGGCGGUGGUUAAGGCGAGUUUGGCGGAUGAGGGGAAGCAGUUCAAGAACAGUAUUGAUGUGACGAGGCCGUUUGUUGUUGAAGAUAAGACGUAUCGGUAUUUUAGCGGGAGAUGGCCGGGAGAUGCGAAGGUGUUGGCUGAGAAGGUGGUCAAGGCUAUGAACAUGACAUCGAAUUAAUGUAUAUGUAUAUGUUGCGCUCGAAAAACUGUCAGUAAU
Paraphaeosphaeria sporulosa is the source of this 891-nucleotide messenger RNA. Its product is annotated as class I glutamine amidotransferase-like protein. The record is from RefSeq and is a predicted model, not a curated record. The transcript is spliced from 2 exons. Lineage: Eukaryota; Fungi; Ascomycota; Dothideomycetes; Pleosporales; Didymosphaeriaceae. Bases 76 to 852 code for a protein of 258 amino acids.